UUCCCCGGCGCCGUGAGGCAGCUCCGCGUGCCGCCGGCGCCGGCACCACCAGCCUCGAGAAUGGCCGCCUUCCGCGCGCUGGGCUUGGCUCCGUGGCUGGCUGCGCAGGCGGAGCAGAUGGGCCUGGUGAGGCCCACGCCGGUGCAGGAGGCGUGCAUCCCGCCCGCGCUCCAGGGCCGCGACUGCAUGGGCUGUGCCAAGACAGGAAGUGGCAAGACAGCUGCGUUCGUGCUGCCGAUCCUGCAGAAGCUUUCGGAAGAUCCUUAUGGUAUUUUCUGCCUUGUCCUGACACCAACCAGGGAACUGGCCUACCAGAUCGCUGAGCAGUUCCGUGUCCUUGGGAAGCCGUUGGGCUUGAAGGAUUGUAUCAUCGUUGGCGGAAUGGAUAUGGUGACCCAGGCCCUAGAACUUUCCCGGAAGCCCCACGUUGUCAUUGCGACUCCAGGCCGGCUGGCUGACCACCUCCGGAGUUCCAGCACCUUCAGCCUUCAGAAGAUCAAGUUUUUGGUUCUGGACGAAGCCGACCGGCUGCUGGAGCAGGGCUGCACUGACUUCACCCAGGACCUGGAGGUCAUCCUGGCAGCGGUCCCCGCCAACCGGCAGACGAUGCUCUUCAGCGCAACACUGACAGACACGCUGAGCCAGCUCAAGCAAAUCGCCAUGAACCGGCCGUUCUUCUGGGAGUCCAUGUCAGACGUGCAGACAGUGGAGCAGCUGGAGCAGCGUUACCUGUUGGUGCCAGAGAAGGUCAAGGAUGCCUACCUCGUCCACCUGGUCCAGACGUUCCAGGAUGAACAUGAAGACUGGUCUAUCAUCAUUUUUACCAACACCUGCAAGAACUGCCAGAUUCUGAACAUGAUGCUCAGAAAGUUCAACUUCCCCUCGGUGGCUCUCCAUUCCAGCAUGAAGCAGAAGCAACGUUUUGCUGCACUGGCCAAGUUCAAAUCCAGCGUCUUUAAGAUCCUAAUUGCUACCGACGUGGCAGCCAGGGGGCUUGACAUCCCCACGGUCCAAGUGGUCAUCAACCACAACACCCCAGGCCUCCCGAAAAUCUACGUCCACCGGGUGGGCCGGACCGCCCGGGCAGGCCGGCAUGGCGUUGCCCUCACGCUGGUGACGCAGUAUGACAUCCACCUGGUCCAUGCGAUUGAGGAGCAGAUCGGGAUGAAACUUCAGGAGUUUUCCGUGGAGGAACGAGCCGUGCUGGAGAUCCUCACACAAGUGAACGUCGUUCGACGAGAGUGUGAGAUUAGGCUGGAGGCAACCGAUUUUGACGAGAAGAAGGAAAUCAACAAGCGGAAGCAGAUGAUCCUGGAGGGAAAGGAUCCAGACCUGGAGGCCCAACGCAAGGCUGAGCUGGCCAGGAUCAAGAAGAAGAACGUCGCAUUCCGCAGCCGGGUCCAGCAGGCGCUGCAGGAGCAGCAGCAGCAGCAGCUGCAGCGCAAACGGCAGAAGCAGGCGCGGCGGCGGCAGAAGCAGGGUGUGGUGGCAGCCAAGUGACCCAGAGCGCCCCCCCACGGCCUGGGGGCAAGAGACACUUGCAGGGGCAGGGCAGAAGGCCGCCAUCCCGCCCCGCUCCAGCCGGGAUUCCCUCCCAGCCGGAGAGGAGAGGAGCCCUGCAGAAGCCCUGUGGGGCGAGGGCAUUUUCUCGUCUUCCCAACAAGCUCAGGGGAACCGAGGCCCGAGCGAUCCCCGCAGUGUGGGGCAGGUGGGGAAGUGCAUGUGGGGGGCCCGGCGUUUUCAGGUGCGCUCUGGCCGGCUCGGUCAGCCUUUCCCUGCAGUCCCCGGACCAGCUGGACUUGGGGUGGCAUCCACUUAUCCAGAGGUUACCGGGUUGAUCGACACGCUGCCUUCUUCAAGACCUCUGUGGUCGGUUGUGCUGCGGUGGGUGAAGGGCUGUGUGCGUGUCCCUUAAUCCCCCAGGACAGGUUCUGUGUGGGUUGCUCUGGACCCCGGAGACGCUGCCGUCUCCAAGCAGCAUCUGCCCAAGGUCGCCUGCCUUGGCUGGUUGUCGCCACCCUUAAAGCUUCCCCGAACCAGCCGAGCCAUCUAGCCGAGCCCUCUUGCAUAGGGCCAGCUCUGUCAAGACCCCUAUGCCACCCGACCCUUGGCAGCGCCAGAAAGUGGGUGAGCAGGUGCACAUGGGAUGAAAGCACUGCAGCAUGUGCCUUCAAUAAAUUCUCCACUGAAGUGGGAAAAAGACC
Messenger RNA from Varanus komodoensis (Komodo dragon), 2204 nucleotides. It is a transcript of the gene DDX49, whose product is annotated as DEAD-box helicase 49. Bases 61 to 1500 code for a protein of 479 amino acids. The record is from RefSeq and is a predicted model, not a curated record. The transcript is spliced from 13 exons. Lineage: Eukaryota; Metazoa; Chordata; Lepidosauria; Squamata; Varanidae. Gene Ontology annotation, molecular function: ATP binding; nucleic acid binding; RNA helicase activity.